AAUCAGAGGCGUCAGUCGAUCUGACGACGGAUUGAGGCUGUGAACGGUGUCCUCUCCAUGCUGGUGCUGCUGCUGUAUCUCAGGAACACAUCGUUUUAAUGGGGAGCAACGCGGCGGGGUUACACACAAGUUUGUGAGAGGAAGCAGCUAAACACCUGAAGCAACAUGGACAUCCUGAAGUCUCUGGGCCACCCGGAGGAGAUACUGAACCUGUUUAAAUUCAAAAUGGGAGGCUGCAGCACCGUCAUGCCAAAAUUGGAUUAUGUGAGUAAAGAAAAAAAAGAAAGAAAAAAGAAUUGAAUUAAAUUCUGAGAGAAUAGACUCUUUAUAUACCGUUUAAAACAGUCAGGCAGGAUAUGUGGUUGCACCUUCAACAGCUCUAUUUAUCACACAAUCAGCAUCAGUUCAGUUCUAGACUUCUGUAGCCACUGUAAACAACAUAGUGUUAAUAACAAGUAGGUCUAUAUAUGCCCACUGUAGUCUAUACAGUCUGAAUUCUAAAGUAUUGCCCUGUAUGGUGCUCUCAUUUUUGCCUCUUGAUGAGCUGAUGGAAACAGUCAGCUCUCAGGUCUAAUUAGAUCUGUGCCCGCACACCUGUGCUGGUUCACAUAUACACAGGCAGAUAUAUCCAUUGACUCGGGAUUUCAAUUACAUAAUGAGCUUGGAGGAUUCAUCAGUGGGAAGAGAUGCUGUGCGCAUGUUUAAGUCUAAUCCUACUCCAAUGUGACCUGGAGAGAGGGGGAUAAAGAGACAGAGAGAAAGUGAGGGAGAGAGAAAGCAUAGUCUGCAACAUAUAGCCAGCCAAUGGGGCCUUUAUUAGACCUUGAUAAAUGACACAGUCAAAAGUUCAACUAGUCUUGAAUAUCCACAUUCAUAUCUAAAAAUAAGAAUCACAAUCUGACUCAGGGUUUCUUCACUGCAGGGAAGGUAAAUUUGAAGAGUAGCUGUGUGCAUAGUCAAGACACAAUAAGAUUAACGAUAAAAUUGUCUACCAGGCUGCAAAAGUCAACACUCUGGCUUCAUGUGCAUCUUAAUGACUUUUAAUCAAAAUCAGAAUCAGAAUGUCCUUUACUGUCAUCAUACUGAAAUUACAACAAGACUGGAGAGCUUCUCCAUUUCCAGUGCAAUAGAUUAAAAACAGAGACAGAAUUACAAGUACAAAAAUAGUUGUUAGAAAAAAGAAAGAAUAGUACAGACUAUAUACAAGAUAAAAUUCUGUAGUGUAGUGCAAACAGUACAAUGAAAACUAUAUAUAUAUACUUUAAAACUAUAUACUAUAUUUAUUUAUAUAUAUGAUAUAAUAUUGAGAUAGAAUUUUUAUUUAAUCAAGUGCUGUCUUAUAAAAUAACACAUUCACUGUUAGUCCAGGCUUCAGUAUAUUUCCUUCCAUCAACAUGACAGACUUUGCUGCACCAACUCUGUUCACAUGAAUCCCACCAUGCAGGUGACAGUCAACUCUAAAUACAUCGCACCUGUUCAUUCUAAUGGAUAGGCUUUAAUGUAUGGGUUAAAACUGGUUGUGUGUAAUUCUGUCAAAACUCUUUGAAGAUCUCUUGUAAACUUGGUGCAGUUGUCAACACUUGCAUACGUCCUUGAGAUGCAAGUUCUAGUUCUAAUAGUGCAUAAAAAAUUUGAAUCUGGAAUAAACAAGCCAAAUUUCUUAGUCAAACUUAACCAAAUGUCACUCGUCUAAUGUGGGUUGGAAACUCCACAACACCACAUAAUAAUACAGAGAUGGUAAAUGAUCAAAUGUCCUGAAUUGCUCCAGUCUUUGUGUCUGUAAAUGAGUAGACUGGAUGGGCUGACUGUCAUUAUAGCACAGUAACUACAAAUGUCUGCAAGGGUUCAGUUUGCAAGUUAGGUUGGUGAUGGGAUGGAGCCUGGUUGUAUGCACAGGUGCUAUUGAUUCAUAAUCAUGCAUCACACCUCUCUUGCACUCCAAUUAUGACACCCAACAAGAUGUCAUUUUGUGAAAAAAAAAAAAAUCCUGUUUCAAGAAAACUUAAAACGAGGAGCUAUAUUGACAAAACAUAUCUAAAAGUUGUGUUUUUAGGUUUGUUUUUAAUUGUUUGAAUGGCUUAGAAAUAGAAGUGUUUGUGCUUCUAGAAAAGUGAGUCCUUUAUGCCCGCAGUAGGAGCAGGUCUCAUACAAAAAGUCAGCGAUCAUUCAGCUGCGCUAUAGGAUAUGAUAAUUCUGGUGUUAAAAAGGGGCUUAUGAGUUCAUUCAUUUUUGAUUGCGAGUUUAGUUGCACCUGUAAAUUCUUCAAGAGGUUUAGAAAAGAACAGCAAAAUAAAUAUCAAUUGAUGGCUAUCUGCGCCCUUACCAGUAGAUGUCACUAUACCUCCACAGUUGUCCUGAUCUAAUUUAUAGUGACAGAUCAUACAGUGCAUCCAAAUACUCACAGCACUACACUUUUAUCACAUUUUCUUUUGAGAGCUUUAUUCCAAAAUGGAUUAAAUUCAUUUUCUACCUUAAAACUCCACACACAAAAACCAUCAUGACAAAGAAAGAAAAGGUUGUUUCAAACUUUUACAAAUUUAUACAAUUGUAAGCAGUUGUAAUACAGGAGGAAAAAACAUGAUCCCUGUUUUAUUGAUAGCAGUAGGGGAGAGUGGGGUGAGAUGAGACAUUUUUCAUAUUUCAGAUCACUACAUCAAGGCAAUCAUAGUUUUGUCUCUAACUAGUGUAUCUGCAUAUAUUUCAAGAUGUUGUGCAUCCCUGCAAACCAACAGAAUGAGUGUAAACAUAACUGUCUUGAUAAUAUAGCAUGCCAAAAAAAAGUGGUCUCCUAAGGUCAACUAACCCUGUGUAUGGAGUAAGUUGACCAUAGGAGCGAGGUAAAUUGAGCCGUAUCCCUACUACCCCCCCACUCUCCACCCCAGCCCUCCCUCACCUUCUCUCUCCCUAAAUAACAGUCACUUCUUCACAUUCAUGAGUAUUUUUUAUCUUUUAUACGCUAUUCAACUGCUACAAUAAUUCUUUUUAUUAUUAUUGGAAAUAACUGCUUAAAAGCUAUUUUGUAAAAAGCCAUUUUAACAUGAGAAUGCCUUUAAGUGAUUCAGAACAUUCACAGCUGUAUUUUUGAAAAGAAAAAGUAACACAUUUCAACAAUCUGAACUGAAACUCUGAUCCUCUCAUCAUACAGGCUUAACUUACCCCAGAAUUACUAUGAUGACUUUAAUAGUCCUCUAAGCUAAAAUGGUGGACUUUUAUGUUAGGUUUUUGACCUCAUGUUGUAGCUCAUAGAUACCACAAUUGACACAAACAAAUUUAAAAUGAUCUUCUUUGGUCUGAACACAAUUUUAAUCAAACUUGUGACAGACUAAAUUCACUUUUUAGAGUGAAAAAUGUUUUUGUUCUUUUUUUGUGAAUAAAUGUCUAACCCCUUCACCCGUGUGAUCUAACCUUCACAGACUCCAUGAAUUGAUGCCCAUCUCCUAAAUAUUUGGUCACACGAUCAAUUUCUUUUACCAUUUCCAAGAAACAGGGGGUGGCUCAACUUACCCCACUCUCCCCAAUAGGCUUUUGUUACAGACUACUUCGUGUUUUUGGUUCUGUAAAAAUGGGUGGAUAAUAUAGAGAAGAGCCCUUUGUUAGAGAAUUUAACCACAGUUGACAGGAGUGCCCAAGUGGUGGUGAUAGAGAUGCCAAAGCUUAAGUAGGUCAUUCAGUGGUAGACGAUUUAAUGCUAUAGUUAAUACGCAGAUAUAAAUGCGUGGGCCGGUGUGUUUUCCAUUUAAAACGCGAUUCCGUGCAUUCGUAUAACAAAAUGACUAUCUUAUGUUUCCUCCGAUGUAUAAUUCAGUACAUUUUGCUGCAGCGUAGUUUCACAGUCACGUUUCUUUGCAAACGGGCAGAUUAGGAAACACGUCGCUGUUGUUUUGGGUAGAGGAGGGGGGAGUGGCGUAAUGAUAACAGCUGAUCUACAAACGCCUGGAUGGGACCCGCUUAUGUAAACUUUGGUGAGCAGAGUGGUUUUAGAUCAGCGGAGCUCUUGUUUUAGCUCUUACACACGUCCUGCUAAAACGCUGUCACCUCGCUCGACCUCUCCGCACGCUUGUCCUCUACAUGGACUACGUCUUUCAAACAUUUCCACCUGACGUGGCGACGACAUGCACAAGUCCGUUUCUUAGCUGCAGGUUCGGUGGUGCUGUUGGGUCACACGCAUGGCUGGAGCUUGUUGCAAGUGUCCAGUCUCUCUGUCUGUCCUCAAGCGGACUCUCUCGGUUACUCCGCGGGGCUCCGGAUCAACUCCCCCUCGGUCCCUCCUCCUGGGCUGGAGGCUGGGGGAGAGGGGCCUGCAGGAGGCCGCCCGACCCUCCAGUGCCCUCAGACCUGCAGGGGUUUACCGACACACUGCUUUUCUCUGUGUCUCCUGCCAGGAGUCCAUGAGCGAGAGUCUGCGGACGUGUUAUCUGUACCUGAACCAGACCAGUCGGAGUUUUGCAGCUGUUAUUCAGGCUCUGGACGGGGAGUUAAGGUGAGUAAAAGAGUGGGACUGAGUUUAGCUGGCCCCAGGUGGGCAGGGGCGUGUCUCUGUGCAGGCAUGUUUUCUUUGCUGAGGGGCAGAACCAGGGGCGUUGGCUGAGGGUAGCUGCCUACUUCCCUUUUCUUCAGUCUAACUGUGCCCUGCAAAACAAGCCUGUGUGCAACAGAAAGACGGGUUGUUGACUGCAGUUUAGACUUGUACUGCAUUAGUUACAUGACUACGGUGGCCGAGAACCGACACUGCUGCAAAUAAAAAAAGAAUGUAAAAAAAAAAAAAAGAAACACAACUGUGCCUAAAUCGUAAAACACUGGUGCAUCAUCAUUGUUGGUCCCCGGCAGCUCACUUCCGUUGUGGCUUUUUUUGUUAGCAUUUUUAUAUUUUUGCAGUGAGUAACUUUUUUUUUUUCCAUCGCCACUUUUCUUUCACAUCUUUAACUCCUGUUGUGGUUUUUUUAUCUGCACAGUUUCUUUUUUAAUUUGCAGCUCGGGCUUCAGUUUCUUUUCUUUUGCAUUGUUAACUUCCUUUAAGGCUUUUUUUAUCUGCACCGUUUCUUUUCUUUUUCGGUUUCUUUUUUUUUGCAUCGGUAAUUUCUGUUGUGACUUUUUUGCAUUCCUUUUUUAGUUGCAGCAGUGGUGGUUCUCAGCCACCGUACAUAUCUCUAUAACAGUCCAAAACUUAAUUGCUGGUUAGAUCUGAGGACUGCAGACAUAGCACAGAUGAGGGCCAGGUGUUUGUGCCAGGUACCGUGUCCUUUAUCCAAGACAACAAUAGGCACAAAGCUCAUCAAUUCAACCACAGGCAGCAGCUCCAAGAAAGCAAGUAUAAUGCAGUAGAUGGUUGACCCGAGGCCUUAACAGAUUUUGGAAGAGUUUAAGUAUUCACCGAAUAAAUUUGGAUAAAAAGCGACAUUUUAACAGCAGUCAUCAUGAAGGCUGUCCCAAAUACAACUUUUCAACUUCCGUCACAUUACCAAUAUUAUAGACUUCAAUAUUGACCGAUACCGAUAUUGAUCCGAUAUUGGCAUAAAAUUGUGCAUAAGUUUUUCACUCAGCUGCAAUGUCUUUUUCAGACUGAGACAAAAAAUACUGCCAGAAGGCCGACAUCAUUCCUGCUCCUUGCUUCUGUGUUAGUAUCUUAGUACACACUGUUGUUGUGAUUUUGUGGGCUGAGCUUGCUGUAUCAGGGUGCUGCUAGAUAGAGGUGUCGGAACGGAGUUUGGAAUGGAGUGCUUGUAUUGGAGUGCUCACACAGAGAUUUUAGAUGCAGGCUGAUAUAAUCCAAUAUUCCUUUUUUGCUGAUAUUGGGCCAAUAUCCGAUAUCUAUAUCGUAUCGGGACACCCUAUUUAUUAGUGCUGAGAAUAUAUAAGUUUUAAAAUUUAUUCAUGAAAGCAAACUUCUGUAUGAUAAGGUGCAGUAAAACUAGUAAUAAUAAGAGUAAAGGCUGUCACUUAGGACUGCAAGUAAAUCGUUGACAGUCAAAGUAUGCAUAACUUUCCAAUCACUUCAGUCCUAAUCAUUCAACCAAAUACGUGCUGUGUUAUUAAACAGAAUAUGUUUAUAUAGCACCACAGACCCUAUACUUUUCCUGUGUCAGAAUUUGAUGAAUGAAUAACUAAAAAAAAAAGCAAUGAUUUCUGAGAGUUGUUCCAGGUUUACAUUCUGUUAUCAGUCAUCAAUUUAUCUGCGAUUUCGUUUAGCAACUCAGAGUGACUAAUGAGUAAUAAAACAGAUGAAAUUCAUUAUCAUUCCCUAUAUGAUGAGGUGUAUUGCGUCUGUAAGACAGAGUAACAUUAAACCUCAGGUGAUAAAUAGCACGAUGUGGUCAGAUUCUUGUGGUGACCUGUAGUGACAUGCAGCAGGAAUCCUAAACUGCGAACAUUAUGAAUAGAGAAGUCUGCUGCUGCUCAGCGUCUAAUUUAAGAUCACCUUUCAGGUCAGAACUGUCAGUCAAGAGUAGACAGCUGAUUCUAAACGCACAUCUUGAGCGUGUGUGUUUUUGUGUGUGCCUUUUUAUAACUCUGUCAAAGGGGGAAAAUUGUUUCUAUGUGUGUGAAUAAGUGGUGUGACAGCUCUUCAGUUCUGUUAAUGCUGGUGUAACGUUUUUUAUUUUCUCCCCUUUAUCUUUGUCUUCUACCUUCUAGACAUGCAGUAUGUAUUUUCUACCUGGUGCUGCGAGCGUUGGACACAGUCGAGGAUGACAUGAGUAUCCCUCUGGACAAGAAGGUCCCCAUGCUGAAUGAUUUCCACACCUACCUGUACCGGGAUGAGUGGUGCUUCACAGAGAGUCAGGAGAAAGACAGACAGGUUCUGGAGGAUUUCCCAACGGUCAGUUGCGUGGCAUUAAGAGAGAAUAUCAGAGCUUUAUGUACUGAUAAAGUCCUUUUAAAUGACAUGCAGAACCCAGUAAAACAUCAAUAGAGACGCAGAGCUGUGUUUGUUGUAAAUCAUUAACUGUAAUUUUCAUGUGAACUUGCUCUCCAGAUAUCACUCGAAUUUAGAAACCUCGCCCAGGAGUACAGAGAUGUCAUCUCAGAUAUCUGCCACCGCAUGGGAGUGGGGAUGGCUGAAUUCCUGGAAAAGAAAGUGGGAUCCAUGAAGGAGUGGGACUUGGUAACCUUGUUAGCCCUUUUUUUAAGAUUUGCCAAGAUUUCAGGGGAGAUAUUGCCUAUUUUCAGAGUAAACAUGGAUUAAGAAGUAAACUAACAAAUAUGCUACAACCUUGACCGAUCUCAGGGAACCAUUUCAGAGCUAUAACAAGUGAUAGGGCUCUAACUGCUAGCUCAUGACCCCUUAUUAGUCUUGACCCUGAAUAGAUUUUCACUGAUAUCACUAUGUUAAAUCACCGGUAAGGCUGUAUUCUUGAAUAAAUGAUAAAAUUACCAAACUUUUUAAUUACAAAGGAUAUUUGUAUGAAUAGUUUUUGGUCUUUUGAGACAUGAUAUUCUGUUACAUGUCUGCUUCAUACAUAAAUUCUGCAUUUUACUCCUUUUAAAAAUAGUUGUCAUAAUAUAGCAUGUUAGAUGUCAUAAACUCAUAUACUCAUGCAUCUGUAAUAAGCCUAUACUAACCCAAACAAUAUCAGCAGCCCAUACUUAAAGGGAUAUUCCAGCGUAAAAUUAAUUUAGGGUCAAACACACUGUAACACUGUGUUAGACACCCCCUCAAGAGAUGAAUGUUGCCGACCUCUUGCUUCUCUAGUUAUACCAACCAACCCUAAUGACCGCAGGAUAGCAAUACACAGGGGUCUGAGGAGCCAUAUACAGACCUCAACCAAAAAGCCACUCUAUAGCCACAAAUAAUGUUCAGAACAGCAGCUAACUUCAUCAACAGAACAUAUAGGGUCCCAGCCAUAGUACUAGCCACCAAACAUCUUUUUAACUUUAUGAUCAUUUUUUCAUGGAAAUGCAGUCAGACCGAGACACUAAGGCAGAAGAACUACCACAUCUGCAGUGCAAAAUGAUUAAUAUGAUGAUUAUUACUUUAAGGAAAUGAUAAAGAAAUGAUCAUAAAUGUUCUUCCUUGAGCUGCGUCACCCUGCUGUAGUCUGUAAUUGACUGGCCUGAGGUCUGGCUACAAACAAGUGGCUGGUAGAAGAGAGUAGGUGAGUUGUGUUUAGUCUCUUUGCUAAAGAAAUUAGGCAAAGCUAAAAAGAUGUUUGGUGGCUAGUACUAUGGCUGGGACCGUAUAUGUGCUGUUAAUGAAGUUAUGUGCUGUUCUGAACAUUAUUUGUGGCUAUAGAGUGGCUUUUUGGUUGAGGUUUGUAUGUGGCUCCUCAGACAGCUGUGUAUUGCUAUCCUGCAGUCAUUACUAAAGUUGGUAUAACUAGAGAAGCAAGAAGUCGGCAACAUUCAUCUCUCGAGGGAGUGUCUAACUCGGUGUUACGGUGUGUCUGACCCUAAAUUAAUUUUACGCUGGAAUAUCUCUUAAAAUCACUACAGGAGAUUUAUUAAUAAAUCAAAAGAUUUUUUUAAAAAUGUCUUCCUUCUGAUGAGCACUGCUCUGGUGUUAUUCCAACGCUGAUAUAUCUGUGAUAGACCUAUUUCAGUCUUAUAAUAUCAGUCAACAGGUAGAUUGUGGCAGAUAGGCAGUGUUAAGAUUGUGUAAGCUUAUACUAUGUUGUCAUGUGUUGUCCUCUAUGCAGUACUGCCAUUAUGUAGCUGGACUGGUUGGCAUCGGUCUGUCCAAGCUGUUCUCUGCGUCCCAGCUGGAGGACCCUGAGGUGGGGCGGGACACAGAGCUCGCCAACUCCAUGGGCUUGUUCCUCCAGAAGACAAAUAUCAUCAGAGACUAUCUAGAAGACACGCAAGAAGGACGUGCUUUCUGGCCAGAAGAGGUAAGAUGUGAUCCUAGCAUGGUUGUCAGUCUGACCGGAGCAUUGUUGGAAGUAAAUACUCCAGAUUUCAUAGUCCAUACUUUAUCAGCUCCAGUGAGAGUUAUGAAACUGAUAUCUAGACAAAAGGUAUUUAUAUAGUCUAUGUUGUCCUUAUGUGCUGAGGACAAACCCAUUGUUCUGACCCUUUUUGUCUGCGCAGGCUUGGAGUCAGUUUGCAGGUCAUCUGGAGGACUUGGCCCGACCCGAGAAGCUGGACUCUGCUCUCUCCUGUCUUAACCUGCUGGUCACUGAUGCGCUGCGACAUGUACCGGAUGUCAUCGCCUACCUGUCGCGCCUGCGUAACCAGAGCGUCUUCAAUUUCUGUGCCAUUCCACAGGUAUACAGACUAGUCACUAGAUCUUGGCCAGUAUGGUAGUUUGGAGCCUGAUACUGGCUGUAGAUUACCAGAACAGUGGUGAUAUAUUAAAAAUUUUGAGCUAUAAUGAGUUAAAACCUUUUGCAUGGUGGUUAAACAGAAAGCACCAUUAGAGAAUAAUUAACUUUGUAUUAUGUGACCAUCUGCCAUAUUGUACCGUAUCAUGUCCCACAGACAGGGCUUAGUGUUGUAAAGUAUUAACAAAGAGCUUUCUGCUGAAUCAGAUUCUCUUUAGAAAUAAGUGUUGCAGCUGGAGCACACGAAAGACAGGGUACAAAAUGAUAAUACAGUAGGAAUAAGACCCGAAAAGUCUCUAAACCAAACAUAAUAAAAAACUACACAGUAUAAGAAACACCAUACAUGUACACAAGAUCACUAAAAAAUAUUCAGUCCAAAGCCGAAAACAUACAGGAUCCGUAUUGAGCGCGUUCCAUUUUUACUCCAUAGAGCAGCAUUUGGUUUCACAUAUAGAAUGCGUAUUUGGAGCGUGACAGCAGCGUAGUGCAGCCUCGGUCAGCUGGGCUCAGUAUAGAGGAAACAACAUGCUCACAACAGGUUGUUUUGCCUUUCUGUGGUCUAUUUCCUGCUGAUUUGGAUAUAAUUCAGUGACUGUUGAGCCUCUACUCUGUGUGAAAAAGCAAUGUGAUUUUACAGUUUUUGUUUUUGCAGGUUUACUCGUGUUUAAUAAAGUGAACUAUGUUCCUAUAUGCGGUGCAGUAAAAAAUCCAGUUGGGGUCCACAUGGAUCAGGGAUUGACCAUCGGAUUGUUCUGUGUUACUGAUUAAUCCAUAACCAGGAUGAAUAUCUCAUCUACACGAACUGAUACACAGUCGGGAGUUCGCACAUGGUGUUUUAUUUUGAAAUAUCGGAUGACAUGCACGGUUUUUGUGCUUGACUUUCUGUCUCAGACAGCCUUCUUUGUGUGGAUUGACACGCAUUGGAAGCGUAGAGCAACAAAAAUCGGCUCGCCGUGUAUCUUUAGCAGAGCUGCUCUUUAUGCAAUGCUGCAAUGGAGCUGAUAUUCGUCCUGUAUGUGAUACCACAUUGAUUAGAAUGGCAACCUAUUUGCUGCGUGAUAUGUGACGCUGCUGCCACGCUCCAAAUACGCAUCCUGUAUGUUUUAGCCUCAAGGCUAAUUCCAAAACUGGAAAAUAACUGCCAUGUAUUGUGAAAAGUUAAAAGUGUAAAGUGCGGAUUUGCAAAAUAAGCCAUAGCAAUGCAAAGAACAUGGGCAACCUAAGGCCUAACUACAAACUUUUGACCAAACAAUUCCAAAAUUAUAUAAUGGUGCACUUCAGAACAACAUUUACACUAUUACAGUAUAAACAUGUGAUAUCUGCCUUAACAGUAGUUGACCUGUCAAUAUCAUUUAGGUUCUGUAUGUAUUUGAAAUCCAAAAGAUUUUUAUUUUUCCUAAGGAUUUGUGAAAACAACUGAUAUUCCUAGUUUUCUUGCAUUCCUUUUCUUGAUGUGGCUCCUCUUUUGACCAGGUGAUGGCGAUAGCUACACUAUCAACGUGCUACAACAACCCCAUGGUGUUUCAGGGUGUGGUGAAGAUCAGAAAAGGACAGGCAGUGACACUCAUGAUGGAAGCCACUAACAUGAGAGCAGUGCAGACCAUCAUCGCCCAGUACAGCCAGGAGGUGUGUGUGUGUGUGUCUGCUCUUAUACUUCCAUCAAAUUGGUGCACUCUAACUGAUAACACUUUGCUGUUCCUGCAGAUUUUACAGAAGGUCUCUCUGACCGACCCAUCGCGGGACAAAACUCUGCACAUCAUUUCUCUAAUCCAAGAGAAAUCUGCCCUCUCCCAGUCCACCCUACCCUCCAGGACCCCCCACCUGUCGCCCAUGUAUCUAUCCGCUGCCAUGCUGCUUGCUGCCCUCAGCUGGCAGUACCUCAGCACUACGGCUGCACAGGCACAGGGCACAGGAGACAUGCAAGGACAGUGAACCCAGCUGCUCUUACUUUUCCUGGGGCCCACAGACUCAGAAAGCCUCUUUACCCACUCUGGAGGUCUUGUUCUUCUCUGACUGAGUGAAGCUAAAUCACUUUCCUCAGUCCUUCACUUUUAGUUUUUGCAACUACAGGACCAUGGACCCUGAUAGACUGUAGAAGUUCUGGUAACAGACUGGGCUCAUUACACUUUUAAAUAUCAAUCCACCUGGUAUCUGGAUAAAUUAUUUACAUAUUCACCAGCAUAAAUGGCACAUUGAAGCAUUCAGGGUGUUUUGUGGUUUGAUGUUAAUUUAAAAAAAUAAUCAUUUGUUUAAAAUGUUUUGACCCUUUGAUUUUAGUGCAAUUUUUGUGUAUUUAAAUAUUUCAAGACAACAGAGAAACAAUAGUUUUCUACACCAUGUGUGCUGUAAUUGUCAGAUUCACAGUUUUUCACACUGCCCUAUUUUUUUGUAGAAUACAGUCUCCAAACCUAAAAUUAUCGCUAAAUUUUGUGUCAAAGCCUAGUUGGGAUAUUUGUGUGUCAAAUCAAAGGUGUCUCUCUCUUCUGUUUCUAACGUUAAUACAGGAACAAAACUUAAAUGAACUGUUACGAGUGCACUUCACAGUGCCUGCACCAAGUGUUAGAAUAGAUGACAGUAUACACUUACUCUAGAGCUUUACUUUAACACGUAAAUGUCUGUGUUCUCUCUGUUUCUACUCUUUGUCCUUUGAAAUAUCAGAAAACAAAGAAGUGCAAUCCAGAGCAAGUUUUGACAUAAUAUCUUUGAUGAAUUAUGGAGAACAAAUGUAAUUUCUGAUACAUUUGAUAUCUAAGAGAAAGACUGCUAGCUUAAGUGUCCUUAACAGAGCUUUGGGGAGUAGAAAGGCUAGCACAGAGUAACCUUGUACAGAACCAAAGGGGAGCUAUGAACAUUGCUAUGUAAUGUGAAGUUUUGAUUUGUACAUAUUUGAACAAAUAAAGAGGUAAAAGAAUCUAAA
Molecule: messenger RNA, 12171 nt
Organism: Xyrichtys novacula (pearly razorfish)
Lineage: Eukaryota; Metazoa; Chordata; Actinopteri; Labriformes; Labridae
Source: the annotation of a GenBank genome assembly